GCCACAAGAACACAAUAUGAGAAUUCCAUUCUUUCUCAUCACAAUCCUCCUUCUCUCUCUCCAAUUCAAUGCUUCCCCAGUUGGUGGAAGCAAGAAGGUGACGAACAUCCGCUUCUACCUCCACAACACCCAUAAGGUGAAUGAUCCAUCCUCGGUCCUUGUCGCACAAAACACCAAUGCCACAGCCCACGCCCGUGGCUUAGUGCCCUUUAGCUCCGUCUACGUGUUUGACGACGUGCUCACAAAGGGGGCCACAAGUAGAUCUAAGGUGGAUGGGAAUGCACAGGGCAUGUACGUUGAAACGGGGAAAGACGGGUACACGAUAUUGUUAACUAUUGACUGUGAGAUGACAGAUGGUCCAUUCAAAGGCAGCUCGUUCGUGAUGUUCUCAAGAAAUGAAUUCAGAAAGCCAAUCAGGGAGGUCCCCGUUAUUGGAGGUCGUGGUGCAUUCCGAAUGGCCAAAGGGUACGGCUUGCUCAAGACCGUUUGUGUUGACUGUAUCAACUCGGUGAAACCGUCCAAGGGAGAUAUCAUCGAGUAUAAUGUGACUCUCUACCUCCAUUGAGUUUAUAUAUGAUUGUUAUGCGUUUCUUAUAGUUCAUAAUAACAUUAAUGGAUGAUUGAGUUUCUUGGUUAUUAUGCUUUGUCAAAUUAUCA
Triticum aestivum (bread wheat) is the source of this 657-nucleotide messenger RNA. RefSeq names its product dirigent protein 4-like. The record is from RefSeq and is a predicted model, not a curated record. The coding region runs from base 17 to 565 and encodes 182 amino acids. Lineage: Eukaryota; Viridiplantae; Streptophyta; Magnoliopsida; Poales; Poaceae. The transcript has a single exon.